Messenger RNA from Nicotiana tabacum (common tobacco), 711 nucleotides. The record is from RefSeq and is a predicted model, not a curated record. NCBI's taxonomy places the organism in Eukaryota, Viridiplantae, Streptophyta, Magnoliopsida, Solanales, Solanaceae.
AUGCCUUUACCAGCCUUUGAAUAUGCACAACGGCAAGGAGAAACACCUUCAGAAGCAGUCAUACAUUUCUAUCUAGAAGAUCAACUCAGGAAGUCAAGCAGUACUGUGAAGGAACCUGUCUGGAUACAGGACUAUGUGUGCAAUGGGUCAUUGACAAGCUCAACUUCUAGACCUUCUUGCAAGUAUCCAAUGCAAGAAUACUUGAGCCAUGAUGGUGUUUCAACCAAGUACACAUCUUAUCUUUCCAAAAUCACCAGCCUGAAGGAGCCUAUGAGCUAUGAAGAAGCAACAACAGACCCUAAGUGGGUUGAAGCCAUGGACCAAGAGUUGACUGCCCUCAAAGAAAAUGGAACCUGGUCCUUAGUAGAUUUGCCAACAAGAAAAGUUUCUAUUAGCUGCAAGUGGAUAUUCAAAAUAAAAUAUAAAGCCAAUGGGGAGGUUGAGAGAUUCAAAGUUCGAUUUGUUGAAAAAGGUCACAAUCAGAUUGAAGGAUUUGACUACCAAGAGACCUUCUCUCUUGUAGUCAAAAUGGUAACAGUCAGAGUGGUCCUAGCCUUAGCAGCAACACACAAUUUGAACUUGCAUCAGAUGGAUGUAUACAAUGCAUUUCUUCAAGGUGACCUCAGUGAAGAAGUGUAUAUGUGCCUGCCUCAGGGAUUUCACAGCCAAAGGGGAAAGUAUGUAGGCUGCAUAAAUCCCUUUAUGGAUUGA